Paralichthys olivaceus (Japanese flounder) is the source of this 1297-nucleotide messenger RNA. Lineage: Eukaryota; Metazoa; Chordata; Actinopteri; Pleuronectiformes; Paralichthyidae. The record is from RefSeq and is a predicted model, not a curated record.
ACCAGUCAGCCUGGAACGCCCCGGCUCUCCCCAACCUUCUCUGGGACAGAAGCCUUGGAGCACCCUCAGGCCCAGCGCGUCCACAGAGGGCCCUUGGGCUUGGUCGGGACCCCGGACGCCCACAGGUUCCCCUCUUACAGCUCGGCCUUCUCCUCCUCCAGUGAAAGCACCACCUCCUCCUCCUCCCCUCCUGACUCCUCCCUCUUCUAUCGGCCGGGGCUGGGAUCGGUGGCGGGGAGGGGACAGGAGAUAUGUAUUCACUGUAUGGAUAACCAGGUGAUUGCUGCCUUGGUUCCCUGUGGCCAUAACCUCUUCUGUCUAGAUUGUGCCACCCAGAUUUGCCAGGGUCCAGAAGCUGUGUGCCCCGUGUGCCUGUCCCCGGUCACACAGGCCAUUCAGCUCCGCAACAUCUGAUUGUUUUAUUUUUUUAUCCAUUCACUUGGACGGCUGAUGAGGAAUCAGACCUCCCCAACACUAUCAACUCAUUUGUGUGGGGGAAAUUACAAAACUGACCCGAUUCAGAUUCUAGGUUUGUCCUCAUCAAGCUGGUGUUGACAGGUGAGGAAGAGUAGGUAAAUAAGGAAUGAUCUGUGUUCAGGACAUGGGUUUGGCUCUUGAGUCCGUUCAUGUGCCUGUUUUUGUGAAGUCUUCUUCCUUGAUUGAUCAACGCGUGGGUCGGAAGCCCUCUUAGCAUCGUGUAGCAUCGGGUGGGGUGGGAUAAAUAUAUGAAUAUUUUUAUUUCUCAUUGUGAUUUUUGAUUUAAAUUUUCUCCUCCCUGAAACAUCUUGUUAUCAGUUUUUGCCUACCUACAUUUUAUAUAUUUUUUUAAAUGUUCUUUGAACCCUUUUAAAUCUCUAUAUUGAACUCCAUAAUGUUGGCUUUUUGGGCAAAUUUUUUGUCUACAUCUCAAAAGUUUUUUUUUUGUUUUCAUUUGCUGAAACAUGGCCCAGCCCCUUUGCCUCGAAAUUAAUUUUGCUCAUGGCAAAGAAACGAGGCAUACAUGUUAACAUACAGCGAGUCCCACACAGAUUAAUAGUAUUCUCUAUUCUCUCGUUACUGCAGCAUUUGAAUGCCUACCACAGUAAACUGGAUAUGUGCACAUGCUACGUUAUUCUGGCUGAUUCCUCUGUCCCAGAUAUUUGUUGUUAUUAUUAUCAGGCUGGUAAAUUGUAUUUGUGUUACCUUGAAUCAGACAGGGUGUUUACAUGCUACAGAUUAUAAAUCAGAAGUUUUGAUUAUCGCUGAUAAUAACAACAUAUUGAUUCGCGUGCAAACACAGUGUUUUUAAACGAAGCAG